Geodia barretti is the source of this 1724-nucleotide messenger RNA. Lineage: Eukaryota; Metazoa; Porifera; Demospongiae; Tetractinellida; Geodiidae. The record is from the annotation of a GenBank genome assembly.
UGAUACUCGCCGAGCGCGGCAGCUUCGCGAAGUGAGUAUAUACACUCCUCCACACACGACGGCUAUAGAGUUAGACCUGCAGCUGAAAGCCAGAAGCAAGGCAAAAUAGUGACGGACCCGUCGUUGAAAAAUUGGCGGGAAACUGUGAGUGCAGUGGCGGUCGAAGAUGGUGCAGGUUUUUAUGGUGCUGAGGUGCUUCUCGUGUGAGACUUUUCAAGUCCACCAGGUACGAAGCUAGCCGGUGUAGUUACGGUAGUCUCGGUAUACACCAAAAGGUGACCUGAUCUGGUGUUUGUUUUGCAGGUAAAGAAAAGCUCCAACAAGUGGUUGUGUAAGGUAUGCAACGAGAAGCAAUCAGUACAGAAGGUAUAUGGUCAGGGGACCGGAGCCGAUUGCAGACAACACGUCCAGAAACUCAACAUGAUGAGAGGAGAGAGAGAUAUGGCAGGGCAACAGAUGUUAAACCACCCCCCGGAGGACUACGCCAAAACGUUUGAUAGCGAACAUCGGCACAGCUGCCCUGAUUCAGGGCCACCAGAGCACCCGGUGCUACUGACAGAGAAAGGAAGCAAGUGGAAGAUGUACACUGAAUCACAGGACUCUGAUUCUGAAGAGGAGGUGGAUGGUGCUGGUUUGUACACGACCAACAAACCUGAGUUCGAUAAGACACACAAGAAGAUAAAAAUAGACUUAAAGAGGUUAGGAUCUGGCUCUUCAAAGCCACACCCACCAUCCAAAGUUUCUCGUACACGCAGUGGUCCAAACCACGCCCCCUCCUCUACUUCGGUGUCUCAUUCCCAGGCCUCCAUACACCCAUACUCGAUAGCGAGCGACGAAAUGGACCAGCUCUUGUCAGGAUCAAAGUCUUCGUGCUAUUUCCACUCAUCCAGUGACAGAUACCGCAAACUAGACGAUGGAACCGACAUUAAUACCCCCUCCUUGCACCCUUUUUCAAGCUCAGCAAGUGAAUCCGGCUCUUCUAAAAAACACGACGAAAAAUCGGAACCGUUUCGGAAUUCUCCGAAAGAGAAGCUGCAACGUUUGCAAAUGACACCAGAAGACAAAAUGGCGGUUAUUCGCGAGGAUAUCAGUCGGUUUUCAAAAAGCUCGGCAACUGCUAGUGGCAGUUCCGUAGCAGCUAGUAUCCCCGCCGUUUCUUCGAGGUGGUCAAAGUUUAUGAGCAAAAGUGAGGAAGGAGAUGAGGAGGAAGGAGAGAGCGUUGAAACCCACAUGCUACAGAGCAGAGUGGCCGUCGCAAGAUACAACUGAAGAAAUGUGCAUGUCUAGGCAUAAUCAGAACCCCUAUCAUCUCUAUUUGCGGUGUGCUAUUAUCUCAAUAAAUAAUUAUGUUAGUAAUAGUGCAGUCAUAACCGCAACAGGAAAGGAGCAAAAAAUUAGUCCCUGACAACGUAUGAAAAGUGGCUGAAUAGAGCUAUAUACUAGAGUGUGAGAGGGGGAAGGGAGAGAGAAAGAGACACUGUUUUCUGGUCUCUCAUGGAAAAACAGAGUUCGCCUAAAAGGGAAAGAAUCAGUCCUCAGUGGAGAAAAAUAAGAGAGUAGAGAGAGAAUCAGCGUGGAGGUAGGUGAGAGAGAGAUCACUGAACCCUGGAGAGGGAUAGGUCCAGGAGACUGUCAGAUACGAGAGCUCUGAGAGAUAGAGUCUGUCCUUUGACGAGAGGCACGUCUUCUUGUAGACAGAACACUGCCUGGUGCCAGUGCCUCCC